Molecule: messenger RNA, 1679 nt
Organism: Odobenus rosmarus divergens (Pacific walrus)
Lineage: Eukaryota; Metazoa; Chordata; Mammalia; Carnivora; Odobenidae
Gene: WSCD2
Product: WSC domain containing 2
Exons: 7
Coding region: 186-1679 (497 amino acids)
Source: RefSeq, a predicted model, not a curated record
ACUUGGCCUCCCGCUCUGGUUUCGGCCCUCACCUUCACGGAGGGAAGAAGGCUGUACACCCCCAGGGGUUCCAUCCCUGAGGGAAGCUUGGGAAACGCAGCCCCCUCCCUCCCCUUCCUGAACGCCCCCACCCCCCAACGCCCCACCAGCUGAGCCCCAACGAGCCAGUCCGGAAUGAUCCUGCUAUGGCCAAGCUCUGGUUCAAAUUCCAGCGGUACUUCCGCAGGAAGCCCGUGCGUUUCUUUACCUUCCUGGUGCUCUACCUGAUGGCCGGGAGCCUGGUCUUCCUGCACUCUGGCUUCGUGGGCCAGCCCGCUGUCUCCCAGAACCAGGCCAGCCCUGCCGCGGGGGUCCCGGCUGAGGGCGCCGAGCUGCCCUUCUUGGGUGACCUGCAUCUGGGCAGAGGCUUCCGGGAUGCGGGCGAGGCCUCGAGCCUUGCCCGCCGGUACGGACCCUGGUUCAAGGCCAAAGACGGGAGCGAGAGGACCAAGCUGGGUGAUUACGGUGGAGCCUGGAGUCGAGCCCUCAAGGGGAGGAUCGUCCGGGAGAAGGAGGAGGAGCGAGCCAAGUACAUCGGCUGCUACCUGGAUGACACCCAGAGCCGGGCCCUGCGAGGCGUGUCCUUUUUCGACUACAAAAAGAUGACCAUCUUCCGUUGCCAGGACAACUGUGCAGAACGGGGUUACCUGUAUGCCGGGCUGGAGUUCGGAGCCGAGUGCUACUGUGGCCACAAGAUCCAGGCGACAAACGUGAGCGAGGCCGAGUGUGACAUGGGGUGCAAGGGCGAGCGCGGCAGCGUGUGUGGUGGCGCCAACCGCCUCUCCGUCUACCGGCUGCAGCUGGCCCAGGAGUCUGCGCGCAGGUAUGGGAGCGCGGUCUUCCGUGGCUGCUUCCGCAGGCCCGACAACCUCUCCCUGGCCUUGCCCGUGACAGCCGCCAUGCCGAACAUGUCCGUGGACAAGUGCGUGGACCUCUGCACCGAGAAGGAGUACCCACUGGCCGCUCUCGCGGGCACUGCCUGCCACUGCGGGUUCCCCACCACGCGGUUCCCCCUCCACGAGAGGGAGGACGAGCAGCUCUGUGCCCAGAAGUGCAGCGCGGAGGAGUUUGAGAGCUGUGGGACUCCCCGGUACUUCAUCGUGUACCAGACACAGGUUCAAGACAACCGCUGCAUGGACAGAAGGUUCCUCCCAGCCAAGUCCAAGCAGCUCAUCGCUCUGGCCAGCUUCCCUGGCGCCGGCAACACGUGGGCUCGCCACCUCAUCGAGCUGGCCACCGGCUUCUACACUGGCAGCUACUACUUUGACGGUUCUCUCUACAACAAAGAGUGGCCGGAGUUCGUGAGGAACUACGCCCCGUGGUGGGCCACUCACACGCUGGACUGGCUCAAGUUUGGCAAGAAGGUGCUGGUGGUGCACUUUGAGGACCUGAAGCAGGAGCUCUUCAUCCAGCUGGGCCGCAUGGUCAGCCUGCUGGGCGUGGCCGUCAGGGAGGACCGGCUGCUGUGCGUGGAGGGCCAGAAGGACGGCAACUUCAAGCGCUCCGGGCUGCGCAAGCUCGAGUACGACCCCUACACGGCUGACAUGCACAAGGUCAUCUCUGCCUACAUCAAGAUGGUGGACGCGGCCCUCAAGGGGAGGAACCUCACGGGCGUCCCCGACGACUACUACCCUAGAUGA